AUGGUAAUCCAGUUUGACACACUCAGGCGGCACGACCUGUUCCGCAACCCUCCCAAAGACAAGACGGCAUAUCCCACGCUCGCUGCCGCAGUGGACCCCCACAUCAACUCGUUCAACACCAUCUUCACUCCCGGCGGCCAGCUAGCUCAGGGCAUACGAGACAUUGGCACCAAGAUCUUCCUCGAUGGCGACCCAUACGCCGCUCCAGAAGACGUCGGCCAGAGAAACCGCCUCUCUCUGCGCAUCUCCGACGUCUUCCUCGACAAGCCAGUCCUGCCGCCUUCCAACAAGGUCGCGCUCAAGAACCGAAAUAUCUAUCCCGCCGAGGCCCGAGAGCGACAUGCUUCAUACCGCGGCAAGAUGCGCGCGCGACUCGAGUGGCGGGUCAACAACGGAGAUUGGCAGGAGGACGUCGUGGAUCUCGGCGGCGUGCCCGUCAUGCUGAGAUCGAACCGCUGCCAGCUUGAGGGCAUGUCGCCAGCGGCACUAGUCAAGGCGAAAGAAGAGUCUGACGAGCUUGGCGGCUACUUCAUCGUCAACGGCAUCGAGAAGAUUAUCCGUCUCCUCCAGGUCAACCGUCGCAACUACCCCAUGGCCAUCAAGCGUGGCGCCUUUACCAACCGUGGCCCCGGUUACACCCAGUUCGGUAUCCAGCUCAGAUCGAUGCGACCCGACCAGACCUCGCAAACCAACGCCCUGCACUACCUCAGCGACGGCAAUGUCAACUUCCGUUUUUCAUGGCGCAAGUCCGAAUACCUGGUCCCCAUCGUCAUGGUGAUGAAGGCCUUGGUCGAAACCAACGACCGCGAGAUUUUCGAGGGCCUGGUUGGCGCCGCCGGCUCAGAAGGUCUGGAAGAGAAGCAAUUCGUUACCGAUCGCGUGGAACUGCUACUCCGAACAUACAAGGUCUACGGGCUGCACACUAAGGCGAAGACUCGCGCGUAUCUUGGUGGGAAGUUCAAGGUCGUACUUGGUCUGCCAGCCGAUGUCACCGACGAGGAAGCCGGUACAGAAUUCCUCCGCAAGAUCGUUCUACCUCAUCUAGGCUGCGUAAAUGUCACACCGAGCCAGGACGCGGACAAGUUCAGAAUGCUGCUGUUCAUGGCCAGGAAGCUCUAUGCUUUGGUCGAAGGCGACUGUGCUGUCGACAACCCGGAUGCCGUCCAGAACCAGGAGAUUCUGCUAGGCGGCCAACUCUACGGCAUGAUUCUGAAGGAGAAGCUGGAGGAGUGGCUCAACAGCUUUCAGCUAGUCCUGAGGGAGUGGGGAAGGAAGACGGAGUACAAGCCCUUUACAUCUCAAGAUUUCACCAAGGAUUGGAACUCGAGGAUCCUCCGAAGAACACAAAUGAACCUUGGUCAAGCUAUGGAGUACUUCCUCAGUACAGGCAAUUUGAUCAGUCCGACUGGUCUCGACUUGCAACAAACAUCCGGAUAUGUUGUGGUUGCUGAGAAGUUGAACUUCCCACGUUUCAUCUCCCAUUUCCGAAUGGUGCAUCGAGGUGCUUUCUUCGCCCAGCUCAAGACAACCACGGUUCGUAAAUUGCUGCCGGAGUCAUGGGGCUUCAUGUGUCCUGUCCACACCCCUGACGGUAGUCCUUGUGGACUUCUCAACCAUUUCGCCCACAAGUGCAAGAUCGCGACUUCCAACCUCGAUGUCUCAGCAAUUCCCAAUCUCGUUGCACAACUGGGCGUAUCGAGCAAGUCAUCUGCCUCCCUGGAAGCGAGUGUGGUUGUCCAAUUAGACGGUCGUGUCUUAGGUUUCUGCUCGCCAAAGCAAGCCAAGGUCAUCGCGGACACGCUUCGUUACUGGAAGGUUGAAGGCUCACACAAUGUACCAUUGGAGAUGGAAAUUGGUUACAUCCCCGGAUCCAACGGUGGCCAGUACCCAGGUGUCUACAUGUUCUCACAAAGCUCGCGAAUGUACCGACCUGUCAAGUACUUGCCUCUCAGCAAGACAGACUACGUGGGACCAUUCGAGCAACCAUACAUGUCGAUUGCAUGCACGGAUGCCGAGAUCGUAUCCGGUGAUUCAACGCACGUGGAGAUCGAGCCCACGAACAUCUUCAGUAUCAUCGCCAACCAGACACCCUUCUCGGACUUCAAUCAAUCGCCACGUAACAUGUACCAGUGUCAGAUGGGUAAACAAUCGAUGGGUACACCAGGAACUGCUAUGGCCUACCGAACCGACAACAAGACCUACCGCUUACAAACUGGUCAAACUCCCAUCGCUCGGCCUCCAUUGCACAACGAGUACGGCAUGGACAACUUCCCGAACGGAAUGAACGCAGUUGUGGCUGUCAUCUCCUACACCGGAUACGACAUGGACGACGCUAUGAUCUUGAACAAGUCGUCACACGAGCGCGGUUUCGGCCACGGCACUGUUUACAAGACGAAGAUUUGUGACCUCGAAGAAGGCAGCCGAAGGAAUCGAUCAAGCAGGACAGUUACCAAGCUGUUUGGCUUCGCUCCCGAAGGCUUAGUGAAAGCCGCGGCCAAGGAGACUCUCGAUGAUGACGGCCUUCCUCGCAUUGGGACUAUGCUGCGAUCUGGCGACGUCAUUGCUGCAUGGCACACUGUUUCGUACGACCCAGCUACCGGCGACUACAUCAACCGCGACGGUCAGACGCAGUUCUUCAAAUACAAGGACGAUGAACUCGCUUUUGUCGAAGAAGUCCGUAUCAUCGGCGCUGAGGAUGGAGCACAACCAUGCCAGAAGCUCAGCAUCAAGCUUCGCAUUCCUCGUUCUCCUGUCGUUGGUGACAAGUUCUCUUCCAGACACGGACAGAAGGGUGUCGUCAGUCAGAAGUUCCCUACUCCAGACAUGCCAUUCUCGGAAAGCGGUAUGCAGCCUGAUGUUAUCAUCAACCCUCACGCUUUCCCCUCGCGAAUGACAAUCGGUAUGUUCGUCGAGUCGCUAGCUGGAAAGUCUGGAGCACUCCACGGUAUGGCCCAGGAUUCAACGCCCUUCCGCUUUGACGAGCAAAAUACUGCUGUCGACUAUUUCGGUCACCAGCUAUCCAAGGCUGGUUACAACUACUAUGGCAACGAGCCUAUGUACUCGGGUAUCACUGGACAAGAAUUGCACGCAGAUAUCUACAUCGGUGUCGUCUACUACCAGCGUCUACGACACAUGGUCAAUGAUAAGUUCCAAGCCAGAACCACGGGUCCUGUGGUGUCCACGACAGGGCAGCCUAUCAAGGGAAGAAGCAAGGGAGGUGGUAUCCGUGUCGGAGAAAUGGAACGUGAUUCUCUACUUGCUCACGGCACAGCCUUCCUUCUCCAGGACCGUUUGAUGAAUUGCUCCGAUUACACCAAAGCAGCCAUCUGCCGUACCUGCGGCUCUUUCCUCAGCACAACACCAACUGUCAGCGAGUACGGUCGCAAGAAGGAUAGAAGUGGCAAGGACAUUACCAUCCGUUGCAGAAGGUGCGCCGUAUUGGCCGACAACACCAGCAGCAAAGCCGAUCUCUGGAUGGAUGCACAAGGCCUGCGAUACUCUGGUGGCGAAGACGUUGCUGUAGUUGCAGUCCCUGGUGUGCUCAAAUUCCUUGAUAUUGAGCUGGCUAGUAUGGGUGUCAGGCUCAAGUUCAACGUCGGGCCGUAA
Alternaria arborescens is the source of this 3606-nucleotide messenger RNA. Its product is annotated as DNA-directed RNA polymerase I subunit. The record is from RefSeq and is a predicted model, not a curated record. Gene Ontology annotation, cellular component: RNA polymerase I complex; nucleus. NCBI's taxonomy places the organism in Eukaryota, Fungi, Ascomycota, Dothideomycetes, Pleosporales, Pleosporaceae. Gene Ontology annotation, biological process: DNA-templated transcription. Gene Ontology annotation, molecular function: ribonucleoside binding; DNA binding; DNA-directed RNA polymerase activity. The transcript has 4 exons. Bases 1 to 3606 code for a protein of 1201 amino acids.